GAGCCAUACAGAUUGUACAAAUCGGGACACAAACUUCUGGGUGGAGCAUUAAAUCAACUGUUAUAUUUCUUCAUUCUGCAUUUAGCAAGGUCAUGGAAGAUCUAGAGGAAACAUUAUUUGAAGACUUUGAGAACUACUCCUAUGCCCUGGAAUAUUACUCCCCAGAGACUGAUUUGGAGGAGAAAGCACACCUAGGAGUCAUUCACUGGGUCUCCCUUGUGUUAUACUGUUUGGCAUUUGUUCUGGGCAUUCUAGGAAAUGCCCUUGUCAUUUGGUUUACGGGAUUCAAGUGGAAGAAGACAGUCACCACUCUCUGGUUCCUCAAUCUAGCCAUCGCAGAUUUCAUUUUUCUUCUCUUCUUGCCCCUGUACAUCUCCUAUGUGGCCAUGAAUUUCCACUGGCCCUUUGGCAUCUGGUUGUGCAAGGCCAAUUCCUUCAUUGCCCAGUUGAACAUGUUUGCCAGUGUUUUCUUCCUGACGGUGAUAAGCCUGGACCGCUAUAUCUACUUGAUCCACCCUGUCUUAUCUCAUCGGUACCGGACCCUAAGGAACUCUCUGAUUGUUAUUAUAGUUGUUUGGCUUUUGGCUUCACUAAUGGGUGGUCCCACCCUGUUUUUCCGGGACACUCUGGAGUUCAAUAACCACACUCUUUGCUAUAACAACUUCCACGAGCAUGAUCCUGACCUCACGUUGAUGAGGCAUCAUAUUCUGACCUGGGUGAAAGUCAUUGUUGGGUACCUCUUCCCUCUUCUAACAAUGAGCAUUUGCUACUUGUGCCUCAUCUUCAAGGUGAAGAAGCGAAGCAUCCUGAUCUCCAGUAAGCACUUCUGGACCAUCCUGGCUGUGGUCAUUGCCUUUUUGAUUUGCUGGACUCCGUAUCACCUGUUUAGCAUUUGGGAGCUCACGAUUCACCACAAUAGCUAUUUCCACCAGGUGCUGCAGGCUGGAAUCCCCCUCUCCACUGGCUUGGCAUUCCUCAAUAGUUGCUUGAACCCCAUUCUUUAUGUCUUAAUUAGUAAGAAGUUCCAAGCACGCUUUCGGGCCUCAGUUGCUGAGAUACUAAAAUAUACGCUGUGGGAAGUGAGCUCUUCUGGCAUAGUAAGUGAACAGCUCAGGAACUCUGAAACCAAGAAUCCGUCUCUCCUGGAAACAGCCCAGUGAAUUCUUACUCUUGCACAGAUCAUAUGGCUUUUGUGUGGGUCCCCUGACAGAUGCUUUCGGAUUGUUUGGGUCCAAGACAUAGAGCUGACUGUAUCUUUUUAUUGUUUUUGGUCAUUUUAUUGGCAUCAUAUUUUUCUAUUGAUAUAAAACAUAAGAAGAAUCUUCAUUUUUUUCCAGCAACUUAAAUUAUGUGUUAUUCUUGCUAAUUAUACUGUAGUGGAUUAAUUAACACUAUUUUUUCAAUUUUAAUGACUUUUUAAAAGUUCUAAAUCUUAAUA
Messenger RNA from Lagenorhynchus albirostris (white-beaked dolphin), 1438 nucleotides. It is a transcript of the gene CMKLR2, whose product is annotated as chemerin chemokine-like receptor 2. The coding region runs from base 93 to 1160 and encodes 355 amino acids. Gene Ontology annotation, molecular function: G protein-coupled receptor activity; complement receptor activity. The record is from RefSeq and is a predicted model, not a curated record. Gene Ontology annotation, cellular component: plasma membrane. Gene Ontology annotation, biological process: inflammatory response; phospholipase C-activating G protein-coupled receptor signaling pathway; positive regulation of cytosolic calcium ion concentration. The transcript has 2 exons. NCBI's taxonomy places the organism in Eukaryota, Metazoa, Chordata, Mammalia, Artiodactyla, Delphinidae.